This is a messenger RNA of Gasterosteus aculeatus aculeatus (three-spined stickleback), 3431 nucleotides long. RefSeq names its product HBS1-like translational GTPase (gene hbs1l). NCBI's taxonomy places the organism in Eukaryota, Metazoa, Chordata, Actinopteri, Perciformes, Gasterosteidae. Gene Ontology annotation, molecular function: GTPase activity; GTP binding. The record is from RefSeq and is a predicted model, not a curated record.
AUCUUGAAUUAAAAUGUUUAAUCCGACGCUGAAAAAUCAAAUCUGAUCUGCCGACCGUUACUGGGGAUUCCACACAGCAGCAGCAGCAAUGGCAGUCGGACAGUGAGACACAUGCCGCAACUCUCUGUGAACCGAAAAACAUUUACAUUGGAGCCGAGAGAAGACAUUUAAAGCAGAAUGUCCCGGCACCGAAAUGUACGAGGUUACAACUACGAUGAAGACUUUGACGAUGAUGACAUAUAUGGACAGUCUGUGGAUGAUGACUACUGUUGUAUAUCACCAGCAACAGCAAAUCAGUUCAUCUACUCACGUCAAGAGAGGCAAGCACCAAAGGGGGAUACCUUAGAGGAGGAAGAAGACGAAGAGGAUGGACCCAUGUCCCCUUCUGUCAUCCCCAACCUUGACCCUCUUGACCAAGCCAAGCUGUAUUCCUGCCUGGAUCAUAUGCGAACUGUGCUGGGAGAUGCAGUCCCAGACUCCGCCCUGACGCAGGCAGCCGUAAGAUGUGGAUUCGACCCGCAGAAGGCACUGGAUGCCGUCCUGUCUGAAGACGCCAAGACGGCCCCAGUUACCAGAAGUGCUGGUGAAGCGACAGCUCCGGUGGCGAGAGCGAGCCAGGAGAAAGCACCGCUUCCACAAAGAGCCAAACAAGAGGCCGUGGCAGAGAAAGGAGCCUGCUUGUCCGCUUUUCACAAAGACAUUACGUCGAAUACAAAUAAACCCCAGACCGAUCUGUGCAAGCACACAUCACCGCGUGCGCAAACAUGUACACCAAACUUGAAUGACCUCUUAUUGCGAUAUAAGGCUGACCCUGCGGUUAGCAGCGCAGAAAAUCAAAAUUGUAUCCACCAAAACAGUGGUCCACUUGUUAGUAGUGGUGCAAACCUUGCACAGCUCAUGUCCGAGCAUGAGCAGAAGAGUAAAGCAACGGGAGCAGUUGACGCAGGGCGAGGUUUGGGUGUUCACUCUUUAACUGCCCUCACCAUGGGACAGAGUUCCCCCCUGUCCAUUAUGCCUAAUCAGAAUGGCCUUUCAUUGGGAACAUUGGCGUCUUUAAGCUUGACUUCAGCAUCUCGCAGCUCAGCGCCGCCCCUCCUCCCAGUGUCACUCAGUAGUCUAUCUCUAAACAACCCCAAGCUAUCAUCUGCCAGCCCCUCUCCAGCGGCUCCGCCCGGGUUUGGAAGUCUCAGCUCUGUCCUCUUGCGCAAUCAGCCCUCAGCGGGAGUCGGGAUCGGCGGCAAAGCCGCAAUCGCUGAUCCUAAGGGAAGCCCAUCAUUGGCCGAUUUAAUGCAGGAACAUUCAAACCGCAGCCCAAGCAUCAGUGACUGCUCUCUCACACCCCAAAGCAGCGCAGCGUUUGUGACGUAUCAGGGGCCGGCCACAGCAGCACAAACACUCUCGCUCUCUGGUCUUGCUUCGCGGAACCAAAACUGGAAUAUGCACAAUCAGUCGCAAUCCCAAAGCACUGAGCAACCAGCAAACUCACUCACCUUCCCUAAACCAACCAACCGGACUCCUGCAUGCCUAGUUGGAACCUCCUCAUUGUCUCAGCUGGCCUUACAGCAUCAACUCAGCAGUUCCUUCACUCUGCCUCAACCUCUAAGCGUUGAACCUCCAGGAAAUGCACAGAGACAACCACCUGGCACCUCUGAGCCUCUCUCCUUGUCACAAUUGGCUUCUGAACACAAAGGCAAAACCUCAACGACCUCAAGUGGGUCACCGUACUCCCUCACCUCGCUCCUUUUACCAGCAAAACCAGAGAGGGCUGGUGUGUUAGCAGAAAGCCCUAAACAGGGUGGGGCCAAGGGGAAGCGCGACCACACGCCACUCCACCAGAACGUCGGGUCGCCGAAGCAGGCCAUUGAUUUGAGUGCACUCAUGGCCCAGUCCGAUGGAGCAGGCCCCCGUCGCUUUGACAGCGGCCUCCUGUCGCCGUCCUCUCCAAAUCCGGCUGCCGAGGGGCCGGAUUCUUCCAUUUUUGCCCAACCGUCAACAUUUGCGAUCACCCUGUCGAUUCGGCAGAAGGGGAAAACAUCGAAGGGAAGAACAAGGGGUCCCAAGGCAGGAAGUGUUUACCGGGCUUUCCAGCUAAAAACCCACUUAAAAUCCAGAGAGGAGCACACGCCUCUCUCGCCAAUCGUACCAUUCUGCUUCGACGCGCCCUCCCCUGAUGACGUCGUCCGUGCUAACCAGCGAAAAGCUUUCACCAGGUGAACGAGCGGAAACAAGGGCUCUUGAUUCGGCUCCGUCCCGGUUGCGGGCGAAUGAACGAGCGUUGGAUGAGAAGCUCAAAUCUUUUUGGUGGCCUCACGUCCACCAACUGAACUAAUCUUGCACUCAUGAAACAUUUUUCAAAGACUUUGUCCCUCAGUCGAGUGGUGUAGAAACUUUUGGGACCAACACAGACUGAAAAAGCAACUCUGUACUCUCUGUAUUUCUUUUUUAUAGCAGCACGCAAGAAUAUUAAGUUGCUAGUAAAUCUAUAAUGUUUAAACUACGCAGAAUAAACUACUCAGUCUAUCUGGCAGCUUUUAAGUAUUCACAGAUAAGUUUUAAAGGGCCAAGUUUUUAUUAAUUGCAGUUAUUUUUAUACCUUUUUUAAAAAAAGAUCUCUUACAUUUCUAUGCUUUUUAAGCUUUUAAAGUUACAUAUUUUAUAUAAAGCGUGAAGUAGUUAAAAAAUUUGCUAGGAAAAAGUUUGCCGUCUGCGUGGCCUCUUUUCUGUUUGUGAUCUGCGUGAGAGGCUGAUUUUGUUUGCAGGUGUGCUGCAGCUAUUGGAAUAUGGAUCAGUUAACCAUUGUUCUGGUUUAUUGCUGCCUGCGUUUUGAGAUCUUGGGGUAGACAUUUUGGUUUAGAGGACACCUGGAGAUUUUCCCAUGAGCGAGCGAGAACAAACGCAUGCAAGUGCAUGCUGACACACACACACACACACACACACACACACAUCCACAAAAGUGAACCCUUUUCAGAGUUAACUAAACACUGAAUAAAGAUUGCACUGAAUGAGUCAAAAGUGAAUGCCUUCCGACUUGAGGUAAAAGGGGGUUUCUCGCUCUUUAAACUCUUGACUUGAGGAUGUCCAAAUGAGUUUGAUUCACAGACAGUGUUUUGUAAGAGUUUAAAUUGUCAAUUUUGAAAUAAAGAUGUAAAUGUAUUCCCUAAAGUGUGUGUGUGUGUGUGUGGUUGUGUGUGUGUGUGUGUGUGUGUGUGUGUGUGUGCUUUGUGAAAAUUAUCUUUUUAGGGUUGUUGUUGUAUUCAACUAAUUCUACACCACCAGUUAAAACAGUGCUCUAUUCCUAUUUGGGUUGAUAAUAGAGCCUAAUGCUUGUAUUACUACUGUAAUACUGUAAGUCUAUAUUGAACGAUGAAUUGGCAUCAAUGUCAUUAAUAUUAUUUUUUAAUUUCUAAUUAAAAGGAAAACUUUGCAUUAUG